Musa acuminata subsp. malaccensis (wild Malaysian banana) is the source of this 565-nucleotide messenger RNA. RefSeq names its product cytochrome c oxidase subunit 6a, mitochondrial-like. The record is from RefSeq and is a predicted model, not a curated record. Lineage: Eukaryota; Viridiplantae; Streptophyta; Magnoliopsida; Zingiberales; Musaceae. Gene Ontology annotation, biological process: mitochondrial electron transport, cytochrome c to oxygen. Gene Ontology annotation, cellular component: mitochondrial inner membrane. Gene Ontology annotation, molecular function: enzyme regulator activity.
UGCCUUGUUAGCAAGCGAGUAACAGAAAGACUCAACAAGUCUCAUGCCGAUGCCGAUGGCGAAAUCAAGCCUCCGAUCCGUCGCCUCCCUUUGCAGCCGCGCGGCCAAGCUCGGCACCAGGAGCUUCUCCUCUGCCGCUCGUUAUGACGAAGCCUAUGAAGCGGAGAAAUGGGAGAAGAUCUCGAUCGCGGGAAUCGUCACCUGCGCUGUGCUCUCGAUCUAUAAUCUGUCCAAGGGCCAUCACGAGCAUCCCGAGCCUCCGCCUUACCCAUAUCUCCGCCUCCAGAAGAAGGAUUUCCCUUGGGGUCCAGAACCCCUCACAGAGCACAUCAAAAAGAAGUCCUCCAAGCAGUAGCAUACCUUUACAAGGAUGCUUACAUCCACAACAAUUACUGCCUAGCUUUAAUAAGAUAUUUGGUGAAAUAAAGAAGGAUAUAUAUAUAUAUAGGUCUGAAAAUAUAUGAUCUGUUUUAAUAGCAUGAUAAAAAAUUGUAUUGAAUUUGAUUGUUAAGAUGUCUGGUAGACUUGAACUGUUAGGGAAACAUCGGAUACAUAUUAUGUUUUA